This is a messenger RNA of Gadus chalcogrammus (walleye pollock), 586 nucleotides long. RefSeq names its product regulator of microtubule dynamics protein 1-like. Bases 12 to 524 code for a protein of 170 amino acids. Gene Ontology annotation, molecular function: microtubule binding. Gene Ontology annotation, cellular component: mitotic spindle pole; spindle microtubule; cytoplasm. The record is from RefSeq and is a predicted model, not a curated record. The transcript is spliced from 5 exons. NCBI's taxonomy places the organism in Eukaryota, Metazoa, Chordata, Actinopteri, Gadiformes, Gadidae.
UACUAGUUACUAUGGAAGAUGCUAAACCACAUACACGUUUCAUCCUCAUUUUCUCCCCUCUCACACAGUGGUACGGUAUCCUCCUCAGUGAUUUAGGGGACUACAUGGGAACCAAACACAAGCUGGAGAAGUCCCUUGUUAUCCGGAAGCAUCUGGAGAGAGCUAAGGAGCUCAAUCCCAAUGACCCUACCACAGUAUACAUAUUAGGAUACUGGUGCUUCUCUUUUGCCGAGUUGUCAUGGUCCCUCCGGAAAUUGGCACCCGUGAUUUUCGGGACGCCCCCAACGUCCUCGUACGAAGAGGCUCUGGAGUUCUUCUUGAAAGCAGAAGAAGUGAAACCGGGCUUCUACAGUAAGAAUCUGCUGAUGCUGGGGAAGACCUACCUGGCCCUGAAGGACAAGGAGAACGCCCACCUGUGGCUGACCAAGGCCAGAGACUACCGGCCCAUCACCACAGAGGACAAAGAGGUAGGCCUCAGCCAUACCCAAUGGGAUGGGACCCUAGAAAACAACACUUAUUCUUGAAUUGGGAAAGGUAUAGUUGAAAAGGAAAAAGCUAAAAAAGUACGAGUGAGUGAUACAAGUCC